CCAGUUCCAAAAAAAAUUUCGAGGACGAAAAAGAUUCAAAUCGCCUCCAGCACGCGCCCUCAAUUUUCUCUUAUAAGGUCGUGUGCGCAUGAGACGGCUUCUUCAUACACAAUUUUCAAUUCUUAUGAAGUAGUAUUUACCUUACAGCCGUCAUGUUCAAGUCUACCGUACAGCGGCAUGCCCGCCUGGGUAAUUUGGCCCGUCGUCAACUCUCCACCUUAACAUCGCGACAAAUUCGUCCUCGACAACUCAUAGCAUCGUACCAAAGAUGGACACAGCCGGAAUUACAUUCAAUUCCCCUUAAACAUAUUACAAGUCGGCUCUACUCGCAUGAAUCCGCCGCACCGAUACAGAGUGAAGACACUCCGGCUGCGCUAUACGAUAUCACUGAAUUCGAAGAUUUAUCUAAAUUGGGUGUCGACGAACGGAUAGUACGGGCUAUUACAGUGGAUAUGGGGUAUAAAACGAUGACCGAGGUUCAGUCAUUGACUAUCAAUCCCGCACUAAAGGGAACCGAUCUCGUUGCCCAAGCAAAGACUGGAACAGGUAAGACCUUAGGUUUUCUCAUACCAGUCUUCCAGCGCAUUAUAACAGCCGAUCCUACACUUGUGUCGAGACCGGCCAGGACCAUCCAGAGGUCUAGACCAGACGAUAUUCGUGCCAUUAUUUUAUCUCCGACUCGCGAGCUUGCCGAACAAAUUGCUGUCGAGGCAAAGAAACUAGCUCGUCACACUGGAGUUAUCGUCCAGACGGCCGUUGGCGGGACCCAGAAGAGAGAAGCUCUUUGGAGGAUGCAGCGUGAGGGUUGCCACGUUCUUGUUGCGACUCCAGGUAGACUUCAGGAUAUUAUGACAGAUCCUAACACUGGAGUUGCGGCGCCAAAGAUCCAGGCCUUUGUACUAGAUGAGGCCGACCGUAUGUUGGAUGUUGGUUUCUCGGACGAUAUUCGCAACAUCAUAGGUCUUCUCCCGCCGAUCAAUCAGGUUGAUCGACAGACUCUUUUAUUCUCUGCUACGAUUCCCCGGGACGUUGUUCAUCUAGCUAAAAGCCUGGUGAAGACUCAUGAUUUCGAGUUUGUGCAAACCAUCAAUCCCGAUGAAACCCCAACCCAUGAGAAGGUCCCCCAACACCUCAUCCCCGUGCAGAGUUAUGAGAACUGGUUCCCCACCAUCCUUGAACUCAUCGACAAGGCUAGGGCAAAGCCUGGGGCGCGUCCGUUCAAGGCAAUCAUCUUCUUCUCCAAUACCGCCACUGUCCAGUUCGCCAACCUCGUUUUCAAGGCCACAUCUCUAGGACGCGGGUACGACGGCAUUCCAAUAUUUGAUAUCCAUUCGAAACUCACCCAAGGCCAGCGUACAAGGAGUGCAGAUAGUUUCCGCCGUGCCCAGAGCGGUAUCCUUAUUUCUUCAGAUGUCACCGCAAGAGGAAUGGAUUUCCCUAACGUGACACACGUCAUUCAAGUCGGCCUCCCCCCAGACAGGGAUCAGUAUAUCCACCGUGUCGGCCGAACAGGUCGUGCUGGCAACGAUGGAGAAGGGUGGUUGAUUUUGGCCGAGGUUGAAGUCGACGAAGCGCGAAAGCGUCUACCUGGUUUACCCAUCAAGCCAGUUCGUACCUUCGAAGCCGCAUCACACACAUUAGGGGGGGGCGAAGAGGCCUCCCCACAAGUGGCCAAAUAUUUCGACGAAAUAUCGAACGCGUAUAAUAGAGCUCCGCGACAUGUUUUCGAAGCCGUUUACUCCUCUCUACUGGGCCAAAAAUUCGGAAGGUCGUUACAGGCCGAAGAUGUUGUUCAGCUGCUAAACAAUUGGUGUCUUAAAGGUCUUGGCUGGGAGCAGCAGCCAGGCCUCCCGCCUCGCGCAGUCCAGACGCGCGGUCUCUCAGGUGUACCAGGUGUAAGGAUUUUGCACAACCAAGGCAAUCGUGGAUUUGGUUCCAAUGAAGAAGAUGAAGGUUUUGGGGGAUUCCGAUCGUCCGGCUACCAAAGCAGGGGGUCAAAUCAAUUCGGAUCCUCCCGCGGUAGUGGAUUCGGCUCCAGAUCCUCUUUCGGGGGAGGUAAUAACAACUUCCGUGGCCGAUCUCAAAACUUCGGUAAUGACCGCCGGGGUGGUAACGAUCGUCGGGGUGGUCGAGACCGCCCGAGGGAGAGUUUUAGCACAUCAUUCUAAUGAUACAAUGACGCCAGUUUACGAUUAUUGAAGUAGCCGUCUUGCUACUUCAUCCUGUACUAUUUCACCCUGGAAGUUGGUUCUUCCAAAUUGUACAUGUGUCAAAAGGUGCUGAGCUGUGUGACAUAGCACUGCUAGCACACGGCUUAGAAUAGGCGGCGCCAUACGGAUAUACAAGCUGACUUGCGUGUCACCGGACAGAUCUGCAUUUGCGAGGGGUUGUUAAUCGGAGUCAAAGGUCCUCUUGCUUGGUUCUACGUUUUAUGUAUGGAAUGAUACAAGGCGUCGGUGGUCUCUCGAAAAGGGGACCGAAUGGUACGGAAAUCUCGACUUUUUUGUACUAUAGUAAAAGAGGAAUCGUAAUGAAGAAUGAAAAGUACUUGAACCACAAUACGAUCUAAUUCGAUGAA
Hypoxylon trugodes is the source of this 2578-nucleotide messenger RNA. RefSeq names its product ATP-dependent RNA helicase mss116. Bases 153 to 2168 code for a protein of 671 amino acids. The record is from RefSeq and is a predicted model, not a curated record. Gene Ontology annotation, cellular component: mitochondrion. Gene Ontology annotation, molecular function: nucleic acid binding; ATP binding. The transcript is spliced from 2 exons. NCBI's taxonomy places the organism in Eukaryota, Fungi, Ascomycota, Sordariomycetes, Xylariales, Hypoxylaceae.